Molecule: messenger RNA, 3237 nt
Organism: Andrographis paniculata
Lineage: Eukaryota; Viridiplantae; Streptophyta; Magnoliopsida; Lamiales; Acanthaceae
Product: receptor protein kinase TMK1
Exons: 2
Coding region: 135-2957 (940 amino acids)
Biological process (GO): protein phosphorylation
Molecular function (GO): protein binding; ATP binding; protein kinase activity
Source: RefSeq, a predicted model, not a curated record
UGUUCCAAUGAAUCACAUUCAUCGUCAUCAUCAUCAUCAUCUUCAUUUCUCCCCAUCUCCCAUGUGCUUCUUCUUCUUCGUCCUCUUCUUCUCUUCCACUAAUCACUAAUCGCCAUUAUCCCCACCCCAAAAAAAUGAACCCCAAAUUACUCCCAAUCUCCAUCUUCAUCUUCCUCCUCCUCCCGUCGGCGACGCUCUCCGACGACUCCGCCGCCAUGCUCGCCCUCCGCGCCGCCCUAAACCCCCCCGCCGACCUCUCCUGGUCCGACCCGGACCCAUGCUCCUGGCGCCUCGUCACCUGCUCCGACGACAACCGGGUCACCCGGAUCCAAAUCGGUCACCGCAACCUCAGCGGUACCCUACCCGAAUCCCUCUCCCUCCUCACCUCCCUCCAACAUCUGGAGCUCCAAUCCAACCGCAUUUCGGGGCCCCUACCCGCCCUCAGAAACCUCUCCUCCUUACAAGUCCUCGUCCUCAGCAACAACCUCUUUUCUUACAUCCCCGACGAUUUCUUCAUCGGAAUGACUUCCCUCCAGUCCCUCGAAAUCGACAACAACCCUUUCGCCGCCUGGAAGAUUCCCGACAGCCUCCGCAGCGCCUCCACCCUCCAGAACUUCUCCGCCAAUUCCGCCAACAUUUCCGGCGAGGUUCCGGCGUUCCUCGGCCCCGACGACUUCCCUAGCUUAACUGUUUUACAUUUGGCUCUUAACAGAUUGGAAGGCGAGCUGCCAUUGGAGCUCUCAGGCUCUCAGAUCGAAUCACUUUGGCUUAACGGUCAGAACCUUAAUGGGAGCAUUAACGUUGUCCAGAACAUGACAUUCUUGAAGGAUGUCUGGUUGCAUUCCAAUUCCUUCUCCGGACCACUCCCCGACUUCUCGAACCUUCGGAGCUUGGAGGUUUUGAGCCUCCGCGACAAUGGCUUCACCGGGCCUGUCCCGGCGUCCUUGAUCGAUCUUCCAUCGCUGAAAGUUGUGAACUUGACUAACAAUUUGUUGCAGGGGCCAAUGCCGAUGUUUGGGGAUAAUGUUGUCGUCGAUAUGUCCAAGGAUUCGAAUCGAUUUUGCUUGCCUACGCCCGGACAUUGCGAUCCGAGGGUCGAUGCUUUGAUUGCGAUCGUCGGAGCGAUGGAUUAUCCGAAGAAGUUCGCGGAUAAUUGGAAGGGGAAUGAUCCUUGCAACGAUUGGUUCGGACUAAGUUGUAAUGAUGGGAAUGUGACGAUUGUUAACUUCGAAAACAUGGCGCUUUCCGGCGCGAUUUCCCCGAGUUUCGCGUCACUUAAUUCGUUGCGAAGAUUGGUUCUUGCAAACAACAAUCUCUCCGGGACUAUCCCGGAGGAACUUACUACAUUGCCAGCACUAGCGGAGUUUGAUGUGUCGAAUAAUCGUCUUGUAGGGAAAGUUCCGAGUUUUGGGAGUAAUGUCAUUGUUAAGACAGAUGGGAAUUUAGGUAUUGGUAAAGACAUUGGCGGUUUGAACUCUACGAAUGGUUCUUCAACAAGUGGUUCUGGUUUUGGUUCUGGUUUGAAAUCGGGACGGGAUGGUGAGAAUUCGCGGAAUUGGAUUGGAGUUGUUGUGCUUUCGGUUGUUGGAGUUGUCGUCGUGGUUUGUAUAGCCGGAGUCGUCGGUUUUUGUUUGUACCGGAGUAAGCGAAAGCAAUUUGGUCGCGUACAAAGCCCGAACGCGAUGGUAAUUCAUCCGCACCAUUCGGGAUCGGAUAAUGAAAGCGUCAAGAUAACCGUCGCGGGGUCGAGCAUUAGCGUCGGUGCUAUGAGCGAAACACACACGAUCCCGACAAACGAGUCGAACGACGUUCAAAUGGUCGAGGCCGGGAACAUGGUGAUCUCCAUACAAGUGCUGAAAAAUGUGACGAACAACUUUAGCGAAGAGAACAUACUCGGGCAAGGAGGGUUCGGGACGGUGUACAAGGGCGAGCUACACGACGGGACGAAGAUUGCCGUGAAGAGAAUGGAGUGCGGAGCGAUCGCCGGGAAAGGCUCGACCGAGUUCAAGUCGGAGAUUGCGGUAUUGACGAAGGUCCGCCACCGCCAUCUCGUUGCGCUUCUCGGGUAUUGUCUCGACGGGAACGAGAAGCUUCUUGUGUACGAGUACAUGCCGCAGGGUACCCUUAGCCGUCACUUGUUCGAAUGGUCGAGCCAAGGGUUGAAACCGUUGGAAUGGAUGAGGAGAUUGACGAUAGCGUUGGACGUCGCUCGCGGCGUCGAAUACCUCCAUGGAUUAGCUCACCAAAGCUUCAUACACCGCGACCUUAAGCCGUCGAAUAUUCUCCUCAGCGACGAUAUGCGCGCAAAGGUCGCCGAUUUUGGCCUUGUUCGUCUCGCCCCCGACGGGAAGGCCUCCAUCGAGACACGAAUUGCCGGGACAUUCGGUUAUCUUGCGCCCGAAUACGCCGUGACGGGGAGAGUGACGACUAAAGUCGAUGUUUUUAGCUUCGGUGUCAUCCUAAUGGAGCUCGUAACCGGGAGGAAGGCGCUCGACGAGAGCCAGCCGGAGGAGAGCAUGCACCUCGUAACGUGGUUUCGAAGAAUGUACCUCAACAAGGACAAGAAGGACGACGUAUUCCAUAAGGCCAUCGACCCGGCGAUCGUCGAUCUCACGAACGACACGCUUACGAGCGUCGGGACCGUCGCGGAGCUCGCUUGCCAUUGCUGCGCCCGGGAGCCGUAUCAGCGGCCCGACAUGGGGCAUGCCGUGAACGUGCUGUCUUCGCUCGUCGAGCUCUGGAAACCGUCCGAUCAAAGCUCUGACGACAUUUACGGGAUCGACCUCGAGAUGUCGCUUCCGCAGGCGCUCAAGAAAUGGCAGGCGUUCGAAGGGCGGACGCAGGCGACAGAUGCGUCGUCGUCGUCGUAUCUUCCGAGCUUGGAUAACACGCAGACGAGCAUUCCGACGAGACCUUACGGGUUCGCCGAGUCGUUCACCUCGGCAGACGGCCGGUGAUUUACGAUCGUAUCGCGACGGCGAGGGGAGGGGAGGAUUGUGUUGUGUUUGUUAAUUCAUUGUCUUCCUCACGACAACCUUAGCAAUGGCGUGGCUGUCUCUAUUUGUUGUGCUAAUCGAAAUUUAGUUUGGUUUGCUGAUUUUAAGAUUAGUUUGAGUGUUUUCGUUGUUCUCUAUUUCUUUUCUGCAUAGCACUUUCUACCAUUUCUAUACAUGUUGCUUGUUCAUUCUUUAAUUGCUUUGUGUAAUAAUCUUUAAAAAUUAGUUUUGAUUGUGUAAA